AAAAAAAAAUUGAUCAUUUUAACAUUCUCUCAAAUUUUUGACUACCCUCAUGUUUUUGGCAAGUGGCAGAAAUUUUAACCUUUUUCUGAGAGCUUUUGCAUAUACAAGCUCAAUAUGCUUACUUUUCCUUGCUUGCUCCCUGAAGCAAGUGCAUGUAACCCUAUUACAGCUAAGUAGAUUUUGUGUCCAAGGUGAUGAGCCAAUUACCUGGAUUUUCCCAGUUUCUCCCUGGGACUUCCCUGAGCCAAAUGAAUUUUUCCAUAAAGUGGGUAGGGGUAAAGUCAAAUAGGUUUUCUUUAUGGUGGUGUUUCUCAGCUGUUUAUUAGCUUUAGAAAUUUUUCAAAGUUUUGUUGUUGUUGUUGCUUUAGGAAUCUUUGAGAAGGGGAUUUGAUCUGAAGCUUUUUCUCAGCCAGAAUAUGGAAUAUGUAGGCACCUGGUACUCAGAACCAUGAUAGGAAGUGUUGAUCCAAACAAGGCCUCUCCAACUCUUUGCCUCUUGACAUAGGACCACAAAUGCUAAGGGGGUUUGGACUUGAUCUAAUGGGAAACCUUGAAGAGAACUAAUGGUGUAGUAACAGAUUUGCAGUUUAGGAAAAAUGCUCAAGCUACAGUGGGGAGUGAUAGAUAACAAACAGAUGUAAGUAGAGGGAACAAGAGGUUAGGGGGCUACUUCUAUAAACUGUGUCCACUGUGCUGACCCCCACAUUCUUUUUUCUUUUAAUUUUUUUAGUUGUAGAUGAACACAAUACUUAUUUUUAUUUAUUUAUUUCUAUGCGGUGCUGAAUUGAACCCAGUGCCUCACACGUGCUAAGCAAGUGCUUUACCACUGAGCUGCAACCCCAGCCCACAUGCUUUCUUUUAAAAAGUAAUUUACCGCUUCCCUGCCUUCGCCGCUACCACCACUGAACCCCGACCCUUACCCAGGCCUGGUCCUAGUCACCAUGACUAACAUGUACUCCUUGGAUGGGAUUCAGGUAUUUGGUUUGCUCUUUGUUUGCACCUGUGCCUACUUCAAGAAAGUACCUCGUCUCAAAACCUGGCUGCUAUCAGAGAAGAAGGGAGUUUGGGGUGUGUUUUACAAAGCUGCUGUGAUUGGAACCAGGCUGCAUGCUGCUGUGGCAAUCGCCUGCAUUGUAAUGGCCUUUUACAUCUUGUUUAUAAAAUGAAUCACAAAACAUCCAACUCAUCAACUGCCAACCAAGGGGACAGGGGUGAAGAACCUGUUGGAGGCCUGGACCCAGUGUAGGAGAGUUCAGCCAAAAACAUCAAAGUCCCCAGGAUGACAUCACAGCAUCUGCCCUUGCCAUAUGUGAGGAAAACUCUUCGUGGUCACGGAUGUUAUUUAUGCUUCAGGAGACUCCAGAAAGCCAACUUCCUUUGAUCUGUGUGUAAAUCGGCCCUCAGCAGUGAACAUAUAAUGUCCAGUUUAAUUAUACCCAUCGGUAAUAAGAUUACAUACCUCCUGCUUUUUAAAAACUUAUCACCUGGUCUGGGGUUUAUAGCUCAGUGGUAGAGCAUUUGCUUAGCAUGUGUGAGGCCUUGGGUUCAAUCUUCAGCACUGCAAAAAACAAAAAUAACACCAACAUGUCACCUAUUUUGUUCUUCAACCCCUUAUCAGUAUCUUUUCAAACUGAGGUUUAUAGGGAAGGACACAGGCUGUGUUCAGACCUCUUAGAAGGAGAGAUAAUUUUCCAGACUUGACUCUUUUUCACUGUUUAAU
Molecule: messenger RNA, 1720 nt
Organism: Sciurus carolinensis (gray squirrel)
Lineage: Eukaryota; Metazoa; Chordata; Mammalia; Rodentia; Sciuridae
Product: protein kish-B-like
Exons: 1
Coding region: 942-1166 (74 amino acids)
Source: RefSeq, a predicted model, not a curated record